Molecule: messenger RNA, 1175 nt
Organism: Insectozyma verbasci
Lineage: Eukaryota; Fungi; Ascomycota; Pichiomycetes; Serinales; Debaryomycetaceae
Source: the annotation of a GenBank genome assembly
AUGGAAGAUCCAAUAUUAAUUGAUUCACAAGUUAAUAAUGUAUUAAAAUCACAAUCAGAAACAGAUGUAUAUUUAAAAUUGAAGAAAUUGGAGAAAGAAUUAGAAUUAUUAUUACUACAAGAAGAUUAUAUUAAAGAUGAGCAAAAACAUUUGAAGAGAGAAUUAGUUAGAGCACAAGAAGAAGUUAAACGUAUUAAAUCAGUACCAUUAGUUAUUGGUCAAUUUUUAGAACCUAUUGAUGAAGAUACUGGUAUUGUUUCAUCAACUACUGGAUCAAAUUAUGUUGUUCGUAUUUUAUCAACUUUAGAUCGAGAAUUAUUAAAACCAAGUUCAUCAGUUGCAUUACAUCGUCAUUCAAAUGCUUUAGUUGAUAUAUUACCACCAGAAGCAGAUUCAUCAAUUUCUAUAGUUGGAGAUGAACAAAAACCAGAUGUUACAUAUGCAGAUGUUGGUGGUCUAGAUAUGCAAAAACAAGAAAUUAGAGAAGCUGUUGAAUUACCAUUAACUCAAGGUGAUUUAUAUUCACAAAUUGGUAUUGAUCCUCCAAGAGGUGUAUUAUUAUAUGGACCACCAGGUACUGGUAAAACUAUGUUGGUCAAAGCUGUUGCAAAUUCAACCACGGCAAGUUUUAUUAGAAUUAAUGGUUCAGAAUUUGUUCAAAAAUAUUUAGGUGAAGGUCCAAGAAUGGUUAGAGAUGUUUUCAGAUUAGCAAGAGAAAAUUCUCCAAGUAUUAUAUUUAUUGAUGAAAUUGAUGCAAUUGCAACUAAAAGAUUUGAUGCUCAAACUGGUGCUGAUAGAGAAGUUCAAAGGAUUUUAUUAGAAUUAUUAAAUCAAAUGGAUGGGUUUGAUCAACAAACAACUGUUAAAGUUAUAAUGGCAACUAAUAGAGCUGAUACUUUAGAUCCUGCUCUAUUAAGACCUGGUAGAUUGGAUAGAAAAAUUGAAUUUCCAUCAUUAAAAGAUAGAAGAGAAAGAAGAUUAAUUUUUUCAACAAUUGCUUCAAAAAUGUCAUUAGCUCCCGAAGUUGAUUUAGAUUCUUUAAUUUUAAGAAAUGAUCCUUUAAGUGGUGCUGUUAUAGCUGCUAUAAUGCAAGAAGCUGGUUUAAGAGCUGUAAGAAAGAAUAGGUAUAUGAUUUUACAAAACGAUUUAGAGGAAGCUUAUACAUCACAAGUUAA